Molecule: messenger RNA, 900 nt
Organism: Leptonychotes weddellii (Weddell seal)
Lineage: Eukaryota; Metazoa; Chordata; Mammalia; Carnivora; Phocidae
Gene: SCNM1
Product: sodium channel modifier 1
Biological process (GO): RNA splicing
Cellular component (GO): nucleus
Source: RefSeq, a predicted model, not a curated record
GGAAGCGCUUCCAGGGCAAUAAGGAGGCCAACCGGAAAGAAAGCCGAAGGAAAUAGGAGAAGUCCCAUUCUUGCUACCGUGGCCUGGAAGGAGCGGCGGAAGCGGCUCAGGAGAAUUGCUCGCUUCUGGGACUCAAUCGUAAUGUCUUUCAAGAGGGAAGGGGAUGAUUGGAGUCAACUCAACGUGCUUAAAAAACGAAGAGUGGGGGACCUGCUGGCCAGUUACAUCCCAGAGGAUGAGGCGCUGAUGCUACGGGAUGGACGCUUUGCUUGUGCCAUCUGUCCCCACCGACCUGUACUGGACACCCUGGCCAUGCUGACUGCCCACCGUGCAGGCAAGAAACAUCUGUCCAGCCUGCAGCUUUUCUAUGGCAAGAAGCAGCCAGGAAAGGGAAUGGACCAGAGUCCAAGACAGCAGAAUGAAUUGAGGCCGUCAGAGACCAAGGCUGAGGCUCCUCUGUUAACCCAGACUCGACUUACCACCCAAAGUGCUCUGCACAGAGCUCCUUACUAUAACAGUUGCUGCCGCCGGAAGUACAGACCAGAAACCCCUCGUCCCUCUGUCUCCCAUUCCCCUUUGCCACCCCCAGAGGUUGAGCCCGAGAGUGGGAAGAUCACUAGGGAACCCAUGCCUGGGGUUGGCCCACAGGCCAAAGAGCCAGCAACUGUCUCGUCCUCUGCACCCAUGAGCCCCACAAGAAGACGAGUCCUGGAUCAUUACCUUACCCUUCGAAGCUCUGGAUGGAUCCCAGAUGGACAAGGUCGCUGGGUAAAAGAUGAGAAUGUUGAGUUUGACUCUGAUGAAGAAGAACCCCCUGAUCUCCCCUUAGACUGACACCCUCUUUCCCCAUUUAGUUCACAAAUAAAUUUCAGCGGGCUCUGGGAGCCUAACUUUCCUCGA